Molecule: messenger RNA, 435 nt
Organism: Colletotrichum costaricense
Lineage: Eukaryota; Fungi; Ascomycota; Sordariomycetes; Glomerellales; Glomerellaceae
Exons: 1
Coding region: 1-435 (144 amino acids)
Source: RefSeq, a predicted model, not a curated record
AUGGCAACGGGUAAUAAACAGCACAAGCACCAGUACGGAUACACUACGAAUGGGCAUCGUUUGAGUCUGUGCCAGGGUGCUAGGGUGAUCUCUGUGAGAGCGUGCUGCCAUUCCCAGGGGUGUUUCCGAACAACAAAACGUCGGCCAACGUUGACGGGAUGGGGUUUGUCCACAAAACGAGGUCCCAUUCGGCUUGGCCUGAUGUGCCGGUGUGACUGGCCAGCAGUGAGUGCUCACAGACAGGCGGUGGCAGGGGGGCCUGAAGAAGUCCCCGGAGCUAUUAAAGAUCGAAGGCCAUGCAGCCAUCACAUCCUUGUCCACACCCACCCAUGGCGCCUCGCAACCAGCGGUUCCCGCCAGGAAGGCCCCUUGAUGGGCAAUGCCACGUACACACAAGAGAUGACCUUUCCGGGCAGACAGACGAGAGCUUGGUAG